AGAGAGAGAGAGAGAGAGAGAGAGAGAGAGAGAAGAAAGAGAGAGAGAGAGAGAAGAAAGAGAGAGAAAGAGAGAGACGGGUCUAAGUUCUAAGGAGUAUUCUCCUUUUCAGUCCACUACGCUUCCUUCACCCAUCUCCGUUACCCCCAUUCUCCUUCCACAUUCUCCAUUCUCCUUCCUCUUUUCAAUUUCCUCUUAACAAAAAGACACACAUAAAAAAGCUUUCCAUUGGAUCACGUCACCCACUAUUGCUCUUGCUAUCUCCUCCCUCUGAAUUGACCAUUUUUGGGUUCCACUCGUCUCUGAUCGAAUUGGGUAUUUGCAAGAUCUGCGGCACCAUUUGUUUGGGGCAAAAAGUUUUGAUCUUGGUGGUGGACCAACCCAAUUACCGGUUUGGAUCCGAUCGGGGUAGAAACAGCGCCAUCAGAUGGCGCUGUUCAGAAGGUUCUUCUACCGGAAGCCGCCGGAUCGGCUUCUGGAGAUUUCCGAGAGAGUUUAUGUUUUUGAUUGUUGCUUCUCCACGGAUGUCUUGGAAGAAGAUGAGUACAGAGUUUAUAUGGGGGGAAUUGUGGCUCAGCUACAGGACCACUUUCCAGAUGCUUCUUUCAUGGUAUUCAACUUCAGAGAAGGGGAGAGACGCAGCCAUAUCUCAGACAUACUUUCUCAGUAUGACAUGACAGUUAUGGAGUACCCUCGGCAAUAUGAGGGUUGUCCCCUUCUGCCUUUAGAGAUGAUCCAUCACUUCCUUCGAUCAAGUGAAAGCUGGUUGUCUUUGGAGGGGCAACAGAAUGUGCUUUUGAUGCACUGUGAAAGGGGAGGUUGGCCUGUACUGGCAUUUAUGCUAGCCGGUCUUCUAUUAUACCGGAAACAGUACAGUGGGGAGCAGAAGACUCUUGAAAUGGUCUACAAGCAAGCUCCCAGAGAACUACUGCACCUUUUAUCUCCUGUGAACCCACAGCCUUCUCAGUUCAGAUAUCUUCAGUAUAUUUCCAGAAGGCAUUUGGGUUCUGAGUGGCCACCAUCAGAAACACCCCUAUAUUUGGAUUGUCUGAUUCUUAGAGUCCUUCCAUUAUUUGAUGAUGGAAAAGGUUGCAGGCCUGUUGUACGCGUUUAUGGUCAGGACCCUUCAAUUCCUGCCAAUAGAAGUUCAAAGCUUCUUUUUUCAACCUCAAAAUCUGAAAAGCAUGUUCGCCACUACAUACAGGCAGAGUGUAUGCUCGUGAAAAUUGAUAUCCAUUGUCGUGUUCAAGGGGAUGUGGUUCUUGAGUGCAUACAUUUAAGUGAAGAUUUUAUUCAGGAAGAUGUGAUGUUUAGAGUAAUGUUCCAUACUGCAUUUGUGCGGUCAAAUAUUUUGGCACUGAACCGUGAUGAAAUUGAUAUUUUGUGGGAUGCAAAGGAUCAAUUUCCCAGGGACUUCAAAGCAGAGGUGCUUUUUUUGGACGCUGAUGCUGUUAUACCUGAUCUAACCACAGUCAUGGUGAGUGAAGAUGCAAAUGAGACUGAAAGUGCCGAGACAGAAAGUGCUACACCUGAGGAAUUCUAUGAAGUGGAAGAGAUUUUCAGCAAUGUAAUUGAUGCACAGGAAGGUAAGACAGACUAUGAUUCUCAUGCUUUUGCUGACAAUACAGUGGAUGAUGAAAAUCAUAAAGAGGUCUGGAGGGAAGACUUGGAUCCUCCUACUUUUCAGGAUUGUCCACCAGAUGAUGGGAUUCCCAAGCAGGUUGGCAAGAUGGAUUCUGGUAUUAAUGCAGUGAAAGACAUCUCUAUUGAUGAUGUGAACUACAAAUUCAAUGAGAGCAUGGAUUCAGAUCCUCAAGCAGUGAAGGACAUUGCUGUGGAUGAUGGAGAAAUUAAGCUAACUUCUGCUACAUUUGCUUCUGAUAUGGUUAAGCCUCCGGAAACAAAGGAAGUCACCAUGGAUGUGCACCAAGAAUCAGCAGUUAUGCAAAAUGAAUAUGAUGAAAAUAAGGAAGCAACAGAAAAGGAAUUGGACUCCAAGGCUGGGCAGCCGAUGUCUGAUUUGUCCAAACAAAAAUCUGGUAAACUACUUCCAUCUACUGCCAAGAAACAACUUCCAUCUAACUCUAAGCCAGUUGGAGACACAAUUGCAGCAAAACAAAAGAUUAAACAGCCUGAAACCCAUGGUUUUCAGGCAAAACAAGCUAAGUCAAAUGCAGUAACUAGGUGGAUUCCAUCUAACAAGGGUUCUUACACAAAUUCAAUGCAUGUCUAUUAUCCACCAUCAAGGAAUAAUAGUGCACCAGCUGCCCUGUCAAAUUUCACCACCCCAAAGGAAAAAAUGGAAGAUGCCAGAGCAAGAUCUUUAUCAGCUCCUGUUGUCUCUGCAGCAGCUGUUUCUAUUGACAAGGCAAAUGACCUAAAAAGUCGUAAGAUGGCCACUUCAAAAUCUUCUGGCUACCUAGAAGCAGAAAUAGAUGCGAAAUGUGCACCAUCACCAUUGCCAUCAAUUGAAGAGACAUCUUUUCAGUCAGAUAGUCAAGCAGAACAACAGAACUCAGAGCACAUGCUACAGCCUCCCCCACCGCCUCCUCCUCCCCCUCCCCCUCCCCCUCCGCCUCCAUUUCAUAGUAGAAAAUCUUCUUCACAUGUUUUUGAAUCCUUAUCAUUACAGGAAGAUGUAUCCGCUCAAGACUCUCCAUCUCUAUUAGAAUCACCAUCUUCUUUGGGUGGAAAAGGACCAACACCGCCGCCACCACCACCACCACCAUUGCCACCUUCAACUGUAACAUCGUUUACUAGACAAAAACCAAUUGUAAAUUUACAGCAUGCAACUUCUCUUCCAUCCCCUCCACCUCCACCUCCGCCCCCGUCUCCACCCCCAUUUUUUGGGAUAAAUAAAGGGAGCUUAGUGCCUUCUUCACCCCCUUGGAAGUCUGUGGCUUCAUCAUUUGUUGCAGAGACCAGUGGAUCUUUACUACUUCCUACACCCACACUUCCUUUUACAAGCACUGAAAUUACAUCAGAAGUUUCUGAAGUGCUUACACCAUCACAGACACCACCUCCUCCACCACCACCACCACCACCUCAAUUGGCUCCUCCAAGGUAUGAAGUUUCAUACAGUCCUCCUCUGCCACCAUCAACAGCCCCUAUAAAGCAUGUCAUUUCAUCAAUUCCUCCUCCUCUUUCCCCAUUUCCCAUAGCUUCAACACAUGGGGCUCCACCCCCUCCUCCCCCAUUGCCCCAAUUUGCAUCACAUAAAGCUCCACCAGCACCCCUACCUCCGCCUCCCCCUCCCUCCCUACAACCCUUAGCUAAUUCACAUAUUGGUUCACCUACACCACCUGCACCUCCACCCCCACCUCCUUUUGGUAGAUCUCCACCACCACCACCCCCACCCCCACCUCCUUCAAGUAAAGCACCGCCCCCACCACCUCCGUUUAGUAAAGCUCCACCUCCGCCACCUCCACCUUCACCUCCACCUCCACCUCCUUUUAGUAAAGCCCCCCCACCACCUCCUGCUCCAUUGCAUGGAACUCCACCUACACCUACACCUCCCCCAGCACCACCACUUCCUCCAUCAUGUGGAGCCCUAAUUCCACCUCCACCUCCACCAAUAUCGAGAGCCCCACCUCCUCCAAUGGGUGGAGCACCACCACCACCUCCACCUCCACUUCCUCCUCUUCCAAUGGGUGGAGCACCACCACCACCUCCUCCUCCUCUAAUGGGUGGAGCACCACCUCCUCCACCACUACCUGGUGGUCGAGGACCACCACCACCGCCUCCUCCUCCAAUGGGGGGAGCACCACCUCCUCCACCACUAUCAGGAGGUCGAGGACCACCACCUCCCCCACCUCCUCCAAUGGGUGGAGCACCACCUCCUCCUCCUCCUCCUCAUGGUGGUCGAGGACCACCACCUCCACCACCUCCUCCAGUGGGUGGAGCACCACCUCCUCCUCCACCUCCUGGUGGUCGAGGACCACCUCCUCCACCUCCCCCUGGUGUUCCUGGUGCUCCUCCUCCUCCUGGUGGUGCACCUCCACCACCUCCACCUUUAGGUUCCAAAGGAGCAAAUGUUGGAGCUGAUCCAAGAGGGAGGGGGCGUGGUUAUGCACGUCCAGGAGGAGCUGGUGCAAUGGCACCCCGGCGAUCCUCAUUAAAGCCUUUGCAUUGGAGUAAGGUUACAAGGGCAUUGCAAGGAAGUUUAUGGGAAGAAUUACAAAGACAUGGAGAACCUCAAAUUGCACAAGAGUUUGAUGUUUCAGAGAUAGAGAAGCUUUUCUCUGCAAAUGUUCCAAAACCUGCUGAUUCAGGUGGAAAAUCUGGAGGCCGGCGCAAGUCUGCUGGAUCUAAAACUGACAAAGUCCACAUGAUUGACCUAAGGAGGGCUAAUAAUACUGAAAUUAUGCUCACUAAGGUUAAGAUGCCACUUCCUGAUAUGAUGGCUGCAGUACUGGCUAUGGAUGAGUCGGUAUUAGAUGUUGAUCAGGUGGAAAAUCUCAUUAAGUUUUGUCCUACUAAAGAGGAGAUGGAACUUUUGAAGGGAUACACCGGUGACAAAGAGAAUUUGGGGAAGUGUGAACAGUACUUUUUGGAGCUGAUGAAGGUGCCAAGGGUGGAGUCAAAAUUAAGAGUGUUCUCUUUCAAGAUUCAGUUUGGUUCUCAGGUUACAGAAUUUAAGAAGAGUUUAAACACUGUGAACUCUGCCUGUGAAGAGGUUCGUAAAUCUGUUAAACUGAAGGAGAUCAUGAAGAAAAUUCUUUAUUUGGGUAAUACAUUGAAUCAGGGAACUGCGAGGGGAUCUGCAGUUGGAUUCAAGUUGGAUAGUCUUUUAAAGCUCACUGACACUCGUGCUUCUAACAAUAAGAUGACACUGAUGCAUUAUCUUUGCAAGGUCCUAGCUGAUAAGUCGCCUGGACUCCUUGAUUUUCACCUUGACCUUGUUAGCCUCGAAGGUGCAACUAAGAUACAAUUGAAGUCAUUAGCAGAAGAGAUGCAGGCAAUCAUCAAGGGAUUAGAAAAGGUUAAACAAGAACUUGCUGCCUCUGAAACUGAUGGACCUGUAUCUGAAGUUUUCCGUAAGACAUUGAAAGAAUUUAUAACUGUAGCUGAGUCAGAGGUGGCAUCUCUAACAAAUCUAUAUUCUGUAGUGGGUAGAAAUGCUGAUGCACUUGCACUAUAUUUUGGUGAGGAUCCUGCUCGUUGCCCAUUUGAGCAAGUUACUGCAACUCUCUUAAAUUUUAUAAGGUUGUUUCGGAAAGCACAUGAAGAGAAUCACAAACAAGCAGAGUUAGAGAAGAAGAAAGCUGAGAAAGAGGCUGAAAUGGAGAAGGCUAAGGGCGUUAACUUGACAAGAAAGAGUGCAAAAGAUAGUUGACAAAUGGGUUUUCUGCUCCUUUGCAUCAACAUCAUCAUGCUCUUGCCCAAGAGCAGCAAUGUUACCCGAGUUAGGGGAAUGCUUCUGAGGCCAGUUAAGAAGCCUCCCUUUCCACGAUGAUGAUGUGAGAAUUAGCCUUUCAAGCUGAUAUAUUGACGCAGAAUAGCAAAUUCCUGCCACCUGUGGACCUUUGAACAUAUAACAGGCUUAGGAGUUGAUUCUUUGAUGGCAUGCUGUUGAAUCGGAUUUAUGUGGCCAACUGAUCUUUUUUGUCAGAAUACUCUGGAAAUUCCAGAUUUAGGCGUGGAAUGGAUGCUUACUGUGAUUGCUUGAGAUGCCAUCUGCUUCCAGUAAAUGCUAAGAAAAUGAUGGGUGCAGUCCCAUUUAUGUUCAUUCAAGAAGAAAUUUUGUACAGGGCAUGUCUUCUAUUGCAGUAGAGCUGGCAUUGGCUUGCACCAUUCAUUUGGGCAUAUUUUUCUGGAACCAGAGCAGAUGUUGCUUUUUGGAUUUGCAAAUCUCCAAAAUCCAACCGUAGUACCAUGAAACCUUGUACAAAGCACUAACCCUCUCCUUAGGAUCCAAUUCUUUCUCAUGUAACAUAGAAAUUAGUUUCCUUUUUUGAUAGUGAUUUUGGUAGAUAUCCUCGAGAAAAUGUUGUAUAGCUGUCAGGUUGAGAGAAAAUAGAAAUAUUCAGAAUUGUUUGAUUGAAUUAUAGAACAACAGGCUCUGCUAGCGUCAUUAAAAACUAGUUUGUCGAAGUCCAAUUUUUGAAGUAUGUUUAUUGUUUAUAGAAGGGAUGGUAUUGGUGGUGGCAGAGGAAUUUACUCUGCCAUAGUAGAAUGCAUAUUCCCUUGUAUCUUUACGUACUCUAGUGUUUGUGCAGAAUAUUC
This is a messenger RNA of Abrus precatorius (Indian licorice), 6225 nucleotides long. RefSeq names its product formin-like protein 20. NCBI's taxonomy places the organism in Eukaryota, Viridiplantae, Streptophyta, Magnoliopsida, Fabales, Fabaceae. The record is from RefSeq and is a predicted model, not a curated record.